Molecule: messenger RNA, 2487 nt
Organism: Perca flavescens (yellow perch)
Lineage: Eukaryota; Metazoa; Chordata; Actinopteri; Perciformes; Percidae
Product: zinc finger protein 513
Exons: 7
Coding region: 331-1935 (534 amino acids)
Biological process (GO): positive regulation of transcription by RNA polymerase II
Cellular component (GO): nucleus
Source: RefSeq, a predicted model, not a curated record
UCAUCUGGAGCUCGCACCCGGCGUAUGUCAGCAGUGGCGUGUGCGUUUGUUUGGCAACAAAAGACAAUUUUUUUUAACCAGUUAGCGACAUUUUGUCGACGACAGUAUAUUUGUGGACUUUAUCACAGGCAGUAACGUUAGUUGGUAGUGAUGACACCGCCGCUGCUAACGUUACUGUCCGUUGGAGGAAGAGGAAGGAGGUGAUGAUGAUGAUGAUGAUAUGCAGUUAGCUGGCUGCUUGGCUGGCUGACGGACGGACGGACUUGAGCCCACUGUGUGUGUGGUGUCGCCCCACAACCAGAGCAGGAUCCGGGACAACAAGAGGCGAAGAUGCCGCGGAGGAAACAAUCCAACCCCCAGCCGGUGAAGUUGGAGUCGGAGGAUGGGGCGGUGGUGUGUGAGCCGGGCUGCCUGGUUCUGGAGAGCGACUUCCUGCUGAGCGGAGAGCUGGAGUUUGGAGACUCCGAGAUCAUGGGGCUGGAUAGAGAGUCCGGUAUGACGGUCUUCUCUCUGAGUGUGGAGGACGACCCUUCAGCACCAACAGACUCCACCUUCCCAGCUUUCCUCUCCUGUAAAGGAUGUGGUCAACUUCUGGGAGACUCUCCUCUGGGAGCAGGUUUAGAUCUAGGUGUGGGCCUGGACCUGGGGGCGGAGCUGUAUUGUCUGACCUGUGAGGAAGGCCUCCAGCAUGAAGCGUCAGUCGACUCGUCUCAGGUGGAGGAGGCCGACCGAACCAUCAGCGGCGACUCCGACAGGAAGAGGAGAAGCGCAGGUAAGACAGACGGGGCAGGUGACAUCCCUUCUAAGCUGUUCUCGUGCUCGCUGUGCCCCUUCACAUCGCGCUACUCCAACCACCUGAAGCGCCACAUGAGGACCCACGACGGAGAGAAGCCAUACCGCUGCCCCGUCUGCCCCUACGCCUCGGCCCAGCUGGUCAACCUGCAGCGCCACGCCCGCACCCACACCGGGGAGAAGCCGUACCGCUGCCACCACUGCAGCUACGCCUGCAGCUCCCUCGGCAACCUGCGGAGGCACCAGCGCAUGCACACGCAGGAGAGACCACAGAGGAGGGAGAAGGAGAAACGACGAGGGAGGAGGAAAAAGGCAAACGCUGAAACUGAAGAAGUAGUGUCAGACCUGACCCUGCGAGUGUCCCAGGACUCAGGGUACCUCCAGACGUUGGGGGGCCUCGGCUCUCCCUCCGCCCCGCUCCCUGUCCUCCUCUUCCCCCUGUGCUGCCGGGUGUGUGGCCUCACGCUGGAGGAGGCCGACCUGGAGGGGGACAAGGCCGAGGGGGAGGUGGAGGGCGACGGAGGGCAGGUGUGUCGUCGUUGCUCGUUGGACCUGCUGUCCAAAGAUCGGUCGGGGUCUCCCUGCAGCCCGGCCGUGUCUCGGGGACCCCGGCGGGGUCAGCAUGGUACCAAGCUGUACCGCUGCCCUCACUGCCCCUUCCUGUCCCACUACCCAAACCACCUGGCCCGCCACGCCCACACCCACUCAGAGGAGAAACCACACCGCUGCCCGCACUGCCCCUACACCUCCUCGCACCUCGACAACCUCAAACGCCACCUGCGCGUGCACACGGGGGAGAAGCCCUACCAGUGCCCGUCGUGCAGCUACGCCUGCGGAAACCUUGCCAACCUGCGGCGACACGAGCGCAUCCACUCGGGCGCCAAGCCGUUCCACUGCAGCGUCUGCGGCUACUCCUGCAACCAGAGCAUGAACCUGAAGAGGCACAUGCUGCGGCACACGGGAGAGAAGCCGUACGCCUGCGCCGAGUGCGACUACACCACGGGCCACUGGGACAACUACAAACGCCACCAGAGGAAACACGGGCACAACACGGACAGCUGGGACAAACACGCACCCAUCAACGGCCUCAGCUGGGGCAAAGACACUCAGGAGAGCCAGAGUCAGGGACAGGAACAAUGUUAGUGUGUGUGUGUGUGUGUUUGUGUGUCUGUGUGUCUGUGUGUCUGUGUGUCUGAGUGAGUGAUACACUGGUGAACCUCCAGCUCAGGUUGGAGCUUAACUCAGGUGCCUUUUGACAGACUAUGUAGCUGCACUGACUUUAUAAAGGGGCAUUCGUGUGUGUGUGUGCUGCAUAUAGUCACAGACACAGUUAAAUACGGUAAAUGCAGUCCACAGACUUCUGAUCCAUCAGAAUGUGACUUUUUCUAACGUGUGUCAUGAAGCCACUCUGAAUCUGCUGAAUUUAAAUGUUUAUUUUUUUCCUCUACAGAUAAUCUAUAUUUUGUAAAUGUGGGUGAAUUGUUUUUUUCAUAAUAGCAGGGUAUCUUACAAGCUUGAGUAAAUCUGGGUGUGUUUUUUUUUUAUUUUUUUAAAUCCAGGAAAGAUUGGACUUUCAGUGGGGUUCCUGCGCAGCUUUAGCUUGUUUCCAGACCUCUGAAUCAUUGUGAUUGUUUUACUACAUAGCUAACUAGCUACCUAGCUUUAUUUAUGAAAGAGUAUGACUCAAAAAGGACA